Messenger RNA from Trypanosoma rangeli, 414 nucleotides. RefSeq lists its product as uncharacterized. The transcript has a single exon. The coding region runs from base 1 to 414 and encodes 137 amino acids. The record is from RefSeq and is a predicted model, not a curated record. NCBI's taxonomy places the organism in Eukaryota, Euglenozoa, Kinetoplastea, Trypanosomatida, Trypanosomatidae.
AUGUUUGGUCGUCGCGUCUUUGCCAGCGCAAGUCUGCCGCGCCACAUGUGGGCCUCCCUUCACAUUCAAAACAAACGGCAGGCGCAGCGCGUCCUCCCGUCCCUCACGCCGUUGGCGUCACUUAUGGCGUCUUGCCAGCUUUCUUCUGUCGCCUCAGUGCUGAGUGUAUCGCAGUCGGUGGGCGUCAUGGAGCCACUUCAUGGCGAUGAAGAUCCGCUGAUGUCGGCGGCGACGAUUGCGUGUCAUCGUGGCUACCUCGCUGCCCUCACGGCCUCCUGGUGUAUGCCUUUGAGGACCAUAGUGUGGAUACUAGAUAGUAAAGUUCAACAUGUGUUCCCGCGAGUUAUAUCGACUGUUAGUGUGGGCGUGGAGACGGAGAGGGGAGAGGAGAGGAGGAGGGUGCAACGCCCGUGA